This is a messenger RNA of Ectocarpus sp. CCAP 1310/34, 611 nucleotides long. Lineage: Eukaryota; Phaeophyceae; Ectocarpales; Ectocarpaceae. The record is from the annotation of a GenBank genome assembly.
UUGUGGACGGCGGUAAUCGAGCGGAAAUUGACCUCCAAGUCACCGCACGGCAGAACAUCGAAUAGCCUCGGAACGUCUCAGAACCUCCCAACACCGUAUCCAUGGCAUUUUUCCUAUUCAUGGCUGCCGAUUGCGGACCGACUGCGGAGGAACAUGUCAGAAACAUGCCAGGCCCCUUCGGUACCGGCACGGGAGGAUAUCAGGCACGGGAAGAUGCCCGCGGCAAGCCCGGCAAGCAGCGCACUAACGGCAAACGCCACAAAUAAAUGCGUGACACACGACGGACAACAGAACCAACGGGCGCGCAUACAGAACAAAAAGACGCGCAUACGGCAACGCAGACACACGCGGUCGAUGCUAAUAAUAAAGACACACACACACGCGCCACACACGCAAAAACAUGCAUACCAAACUGAGAAUAUGUUUGUAAACUGAUGGAGAUUGCAUGUGUUAGAACUAAUAGGGUGCGACACACAAAACGCCCGACUACCCAACAGUAUCCAACACCUUUCGUCUGCACCUUCCCAACAUAACAUAUAUGAGACACACAAGACAGCUACCAAACUGAUUUGUUGAGCCUGUUACCCACAGGGGAGAUGUCCCUAUAUGCU